AAACGUGACAACUCGAGUUGGCAGUUAGUAAUUAUUCGUGCCUCUCGUGAUUCCUCUCGAUCGAUUUAAAUCAACUCGUAGCUUUUGACUGCGACAAUUUUUCAAAGCUAAAGUGAAAAUCAACAAUGUUGUUCGUUCGUGCAAGCACAGUUCUUGCGUUGUAUUUUGUAGUGGCGGGAAGCUGUGAAACUGACGCCACGAACAAGGAAUCUGUCGACUGUGGUUGCAGCAACAGCAGAGCAACCAUAAAGGAAGAUAAUAAAGAAGGAACGCAAAACUAUUGUUUAGCGAGUAAUUCUGAUGAUUGUUCGAGAAAUAUCAUCGAUCACAAUGAUCUUCCAAAGAACAUGGCCAUGAUAGAAGGGGGAAGAUUUGCGAUCGGAACGAACGAUCCAGUUUUCGUAGCUGACGGCGAAGCGCCGAAACGAGAAAUACAUCUCGAUAGUUUUUAUAUAGACGAGUUGGAAGUGAGCAACCAUGAUUUUGCUAAGUUUGUCAAUGCGACCGACUAUCGAACAGAAGCAGAAAAGUUUGGAGAUUCGUUUGUAUUCGAGGGACUAUUACAGGAAGAACUUCGGGCAAACGCAUCGGCUGCUGUUGCUCGGGCCCCUUGGUGGCUGCAAAUAAAAAAUGCAACCUGGCAGCGUCCGGAAGGCCCUCGUUCCGAUAUAACGUAUAGAAUGGAUCACCCUGUUGUCCAUGUGUCGUGGAACGACGCUGUCGCCUAUUGUAAGUGGUUAGGUAAACGAUUACCUACCGAAGCUGAAUGGGAAGUGGCAUGUCGGGGAGGGCUUUCCGAUAGAUUGUACCCGUGGGGAAAUAAAUUAACCCCGAAUGAUCAAUACAGGGCAAACACGUGGCAGGGUGAUUUUCCGAGCAUUAAUUCCAAAGAAGAUGGGUACGAGGGUACUUCACCUGUUACAGAAUUCCCGCGAAACAAAUAUGGCUUACGUAAUAUGGUAGGGAACGUUUGGGAGUGGACUUCCGAUUGGUGGAGCGUCCAAGUUACGAAUCGUGGAGGAUCCAACAAUCCCGCUGGUCCAUCUCAUGGUACAGACAAAGUAAAAAAAGGUGGUUCUUAUUUGUGUCACGAGAGUUAUUGUUUUAGAUACAGAUGUGCGGCGCGAAGUCAAAAUACACCCGAUACAUCAGCUGGAAAUCUUGGUUUCCGAUGCGCUGUGUCCGUUUAAUUUCAUUAAUCUGUUUGUUAUGAUUUUUAUCACGAACGUUGAAAUAAAAAAAAAAUCAUAUUACAUAUUUAUAUUCCAUAA
Messenger RNA from Osmia bicornis bicornis, 1271 nucleotides. Its product is annotated as formylglycine-generating enzyme. Gene Ontology annotation, cellular component: endoplasmic reticulum. The coding region runs from base 126 to 1190 and encodes 354 amino acids. NCBI's taxonomy places the organism in Eukaryota, Metazoa, Arthropoda, Insecta, Hymenoptera, Megachilidae. The record is from RefSeq and is a predicted model, not a curated record. The transcript is spliced from 4 exons.